Molecule: messenger RNA, 1368 nt
Organism: Pyrus x bretschneideri (Chinese white pear)
Lineage: Eukaryota; Viridiplantae; Streptophyta; Magnoliopsida; Rosales; Rosaceae
Exons: 1
Source: RefSeq, a predicted model, not a curated record
AUUGAUGAACCGCUUUUCUGGCCAUUUGAGCAGAAAACUGAUUGGAAUUCAGAAGCAAACUGCAAUUACUUUUCCAUGUCACCCCGGAAGGGCAUAAGUAUAACAGCGUCUGAAACUCCAUCAGAUUCAAUUCCGUUAGAACACCAUGAUAGGAACAUGGAUGCCGAAGAAGGGCAGGGGGUAAGACUAGUUUUCAGCUCAGGAUCAGCAGCAUCGAAGAUUAUGAAAUUGAAGCAAAAAUACAAGGGUGUCCCGCGGACUAAUACUUUGCCUUCAAGGUUGAGCAAGGCAACCAAAAUUUGUGAGAAAAAUGUACCUUUAGAUACCAAAUAUUAUGCUGUAGAACCCGAAAAUGGAAAAGUACAUGUCAAUGAACCAGUUGGUAUGGUUAACGAUCGCAUAGAUGAAGAUAUUGCAGCAAAAGAAGUUCUCAUUGAGACAUUCACGGGCCUUGCUGAGUUUGAUGGACACAAGCAUGUUGAUUCAGAAUUCAACGAAGAUGAUUUCUCAUUGCAUGCGUCUCUUUGUUAGUUUGAUUGUAGAGCGUUUCUCAUUGUGUAGAUGAAUGAACCACAAAGUGAAAAUCUGGAUGCUUAUAACAGUCUUGGUCAGUCUUUUAACAAUCAUAUACAGUCGGUUUAAGGCACAGCGUGGCCUGAAAGUAUCACCUGACAAUAGAAGUCCAAUGCGAUAAGGGUCACAUCUCAUCCAGUUAUUUUCGCUCUUUCAGCAACUUCUGCACAGUCAACUUAUUUGUAGGUUGUUUACAUUUCACUGUAAUCCCUAUUGCCGCAUUCUCUUUUCUUGUUUAUUAGUUUUGCAAGAAAAUUUCAGCUCAAAAAUCGUUUGAAGCCAGCCAACCAAUAAGCAGAUACCAUACUGUCUCCCCAUGUCUCCAAUCCACAUGUGCCUUUGGUUUGAUGGAUCCGUGUAGGACAACGAUUAAACUAAAAGAGUUACAAUUAUAAUUCAAGGAUUAUGAGAACAACUCCUGAUGGGAUUUGGUUCAACGCACAGAAGCUAUAGAUUUGAUGUCCUGGUCAGUGUUGGAUUGAGGCAAAGCAGCCACGCUUGUUUAUCAUUAUGUGGGUGGUUCCAAAGCCACAGGGACACCCGAGACUUGCUCACAAUACUACGGUGUUAUUCCACCACUUCCCCAUUUGCUAAUUUAACAGAUUGUCGUGUUAAAGUGUCUUCUAUUGUGCUGUAUUGUGAACGUGAAGGCAGUUCUGGCUGUUGCAGAUUUAGAGAGGAAAGGCACAAACCUAUAUUUGACAUAGCGGAAAAGUUCAAGAAUGCCUGGAAGAUCAAAUGUACUUCGACGCGCAACAUGGUUCAAAGAUGCAAGGUCAGAUUGCAUCCUGUAGU